Messenger RNA from Mixia osmundae IAM 14324, 1821 nucleotides. RefSeq names its product glycosyltransferase family 57 protein. Gene Ontology annotation, cellular component: endoplasmic reticulum membrane. Lineage: Eukaryota; Fungi; Basidiomycota; Mixiomycetes; Mixiales; Mixiaceae. The coding region runs from base 1 to 1821 and encodes 606 amino acids. The transcript has 9 exons. Gene Ontology annotation, molecular function: dolichyl pyrophosphate Glc1Man9GlcNAc2 alpha-1,3-glucosyltransferase activity. Gene Ontology annotation, biological process: protein N-linked glycosylation. The record is from RefSeq and is a predicted model, not a curated record.
AUGACCAGCAAGCCAUCUACAUGGCUAAGCAGUGCAGAGAAAGACUUGCUCAUCGUCUCGACAGCCCUCAAGUUGCUGCUCUUCCCGUCAUACCGCUCGACCGACUUUGAAGUGCACAGAAAUUGGCUCGCCAUCACGGGCAGUCUACCUCUACGGCGAUGGUAUCAAGACGUACGCUCUCGUGUUCCAGGUAGCUGGCCACCGUUUUUUGCUUAUUUCGAAUGGCUGCUCGCCCAAGCUGCGUUUGUCGUUGACCCGAAGAUCAUCGACGUGCACAACCUAAAGUAUUCAGCAUGGUCGGUCAUUGCCUUUCAGCGCUCGACCGUGAUCCUAUCAGAACUCGUGCUCGGCAUGGCCUUGUUGAUAUUUGCUCGAAACAACAAGUCAGACUCCAAUAGCGCGUUCAUCGUUGCCGCGUCUCUUCUGCUUCACCCGGGUCUGAUCAUCAUUGACCACAUCCACUUCCAGUACAAUAGCUUCUUGUUAGGCAUACUUCUACUGGCCAUCCUAGCAGCAAAACUUGAGAGAUAUGCGCUGUGUACUUUCCUUUUCGCCUCGCUGCUCAAUCUCAAGCAUAUCUUCGUUUAUCUCGCUCCUCCAUUCUUCGUCUAUGUCGCACGAGUGCAUUGCUUCACAGCAAACGGCGACGGCAUAUGCCUUGCAGGUUUCCGCACAGAUCGGCUACUGCAGCUCGGUACGAUAACCGCACUGGUCUGUGCUGCCUCAUUCGGACCUUUCCUUGCGGUGGGCGGUCUGGAAGCUGUUCGAGAGAUCAUUGCUCGCCUCUUUCCGUUCCAGCGCGGACUCAAUCACGCAUACUGGGCGCCGAACGCUUGGGCGCUGGCGAGUGCAGCAGAUCGAGUGCUGGUCAAAUAUUACAUGCAAACGGGCCGAGCUGUCAACCUCGAAGCACUCGCAUCCACUUCGCGCGGUCUCGUUGGUGACACUUCUUUCGGCGUCCUCCCAAAUGUCACGCCCCAGCAUUGUUUCGCAAUAACAGCUAGCUUCAUGCUCGUCUUCUUGACCAAGUUGUGGUUCCGGCCGACAUACGAUCGCUUCGUCAGCGCCAUCAUCCUGUGCGCCAUGUCCAGCUUUCUCUUCGGAUGGCAUGUGCACGAGAAAGCGUCAAUGCUAUUCCUGGUGCCUCUGAGUCUGGUGGCAACGCGCGAUCACGACCACUAUCGCAUCUUUGUGCUCGCCUCGAUGUCUAGCAUCAUCGCGCUGUUCCCGUUGCUCAUCAAUCGAGACGAAACGCUCAUCAAGUUUGCUUACACUGCCUUGUGGGCGCUACUUGUCUUUCCGGCACUACAGCAAUCCGUCCACAAACCCGCGCCAUCGCUAUUCUCGUACAUGACAUGGCGAGCAGAGUUGCUGUAUCUUGCAGGCUUUGUCGCUCUGCAAGCCUAUGUGUCUGUUCUUCACCCCAUCGUUUUCCCUGCGGGCGCGGACAGCCUACCGAUACCGGCGGAAGGACUCGUCGAUGCGGUGAGCAAAGUGGCAAGCGAGCUUUCAACGAGUAUGACAGCAAUGCUCGCAACUGCGUCAAGCCCGGUCGCAACAACGGCGCGUAUUGCCAGCGGCACAGCAGCUGUCACCGCGCCGACGGGCUUCACAGCUUCCGCAGGUUUGCUCCAGCCUGACCAGCCAAUGGUAGAAGCGGUCAUCAACGCAACAGCGAAUGCAAGCGAUGCCAUCAAGAGCAGCUCAGAAGCAGUCGCAAGCAAUCUAGAGUUCUUGCCGCUCAUGCUCACGAGCGUCUAUUGUGCGCUGGGCAUCUCGUGGUCGUUCGUGAGACUGGGCGCGUUGUAUUUGCAGAGCUGA